UGUCGAGCUACUGUGGAGACUAGAGGGCGGAUUCAAAGGCGCAGCUUCAAAAUAAAAUAAACUAGUGGCCUGUUACCAUCGUCUGCUCUCCGUCUUUUCCACGGUGUCCAGAACUUCAGGGAAGGCUCUGAGCAAGUGUGUCAUCCAGACAGUAUCUACCACCUUUGAAACGCCAUGGCCCCUAAUGCACGACAGGCACUGAUCAGUAAGAUCCAGGAAGGACUUUUAAAGUUGAGCAGAAGUCAACUACAAAGUAUAAUCAGCUCCAUCAAGGAUGUUAGCCUGGCAAAUGGCAUUGAAGAAUUAAGUGAUGAUGACUUGCGCAAGCUAGUUUUCGACUACGUGACAGGUGACCAGUUAAGGUCCCAAGAGGAUGAAGGCACGUCCGAGCUGCACCACCUAGAUGAACUCAUCACGCAGACUGCAGGCAAGGAACCAGCUCAUCUCCCGACGGAAGACCCAGGAAGUGACUCUCCGACUGGCCCUACAGAUACAGACCCAAAGCGGAGCUCUGUGGGUGUUGGGACAAUCGUUGCCAUUACAGCGGGAGCAGUAGGUGCAGUAGGUGCAGUGGUCUCUGCUCCUCUUGUUCUGGGGGCGAUGGGUUUCACCUCAGCUGGAAUAGCAGCUGGCUCCUACGCUGCAAGCAUGAUGUCUGCGGCUGCUGUGGCCAAUGGAGGAGGAGUUGCAGCAGGAAGCCUGGUGGCUGUCUUGCAAUCAGCAGGUGCAGCCGGGCUGUCGGGUGCUGCCACUGCAGCUGUGGCCAGUGCUGGAGCUGGUGCAGGAGCGGUUCUAGGAGCUGGAGCGAACCAGCUGAGACUUCUCUUUUCCCGGAAAUAAAGCAGUAAACUGAAUAAUUUCACAACUUCACCAGUAAUCAUUUCAGAUGGGUGAAUGGAAAAUCGCCAAACCUUUUCUGUCAGUGACAAAAAUAUUUUCAUGCUUCUGUAAACAGUGUUUAUAUUAUUGAAAGAUCCAAAUGUAAGAAUCUGAAAUCAACUUUAAUAAAAUGCAUUUGAGAGUG
Archocentrus centrarchus (flier cichlid) is the source of this 1024-nucleotide messenger RNA. Its product is annotated as interferon alpha-inducible protein 27-like protein 2B. Bases 175 to 840 code for a protein of 221 amino acids. Gene Ontology annotation, biological process: release of cytochrome c from mitochondria; intrinsic apoptotic signaling pathway. Gene Ontology annotation, cellular component: mitochondrial membrane. The record is from RefSeq and is a predicted model, not a curated record. Lineage: Eukaryota; Metazoa; Chordata; Actinopteri; Cichliformes; Cichlidae. The transcript is spliced from 6 exons.